AUGCUUUCCAGAACUACCGUUAAAAAGACCAACACUACCAAUCCAACAGUCACCACUGCUCAAGCUGCCACUUUGUCUGCCUCACCAAACUUUAUGUACAGAUAA
This is a messenger RNA of Cavenderia fasciculata, 105 nucleotides long. RefSeq lists its product as uncharacterized. The record is from RefSeq and is a predicted model, not a curated record. NCBI's taxonomy places the organism in Eukaryota, Evosea, Eumycetozoa, Acytosteliales, Cavenderiaceae. The transcript is spliced from 2 exons. The coding region runs from base 1 to 105 and encodes 34 amino acids.